AUCAGUCUGGAGCUCACCGCCUGGCUGAGGAGGUGAAAGUUUCGCCACAGGAAGAUAAACCGCAAAAGACAAUAUUGUACAUGAUUUGCGUUUGCAGUCGAGGAGAGGGAGUGGGGAAAAUUCCUUUCCGCUAAAAAUAAAUAGAAAUCCAUGACCAGAGUUUGUCAAACUCGCAUUGAGUAAAGUCACACAAAAAUCCUCCAAGCAAAAGCAGUGGUCAGAAUAUUUGCGCGUGCUUUUUGAUUUUCCUCGCGGUAGUUUCAGUUACAGACUGAAGAUGCUCUUGGACGCAGGAUCCCAGUAUCCUACCAUAGGAGUGACUACGUUCGGCUCCUCCAGACAUCACUCAACCGGAGAAGUCACAGACAGAGAAGUGGCUUUGGGGAUAAAUCCCUUUGCUGAUGGGAUGGGAGCUUUUAAAAUCAACCACAGCACCCACGACCUGGGCUCUGGACAAACGGCGUUUUCCUCGCAAGCACCAGGCUAUGCCGCUGCCCUGGGACACCAUCACCACCCCACCCAUGUCAGCUCCUAUUCCACCGCGGCUUUCAAUUCCACUCGGGACUUUCUGUUUCGAAAUCGGGGUUUCGGAGACGCAACGAGCGCACAGCACAGCCUCUUCGCCUCCGCAGCGGGAAGUUUUGCAGGGCCACAUGGACACUCGGAUGCAACUGGGCACCUGCUUUUUCCGGGACUUCACGAGCAAGCGGCCACUCACGCGACUUCCAAUGUUGUAAACAGUCAGAUGCGUCUGGGCUUUUCUGGGGACAUGUACGGUAGAGCCGAGCAGUACGGCCAUGUAACCAGCCCCAGGUCCGAUCAUUACGCUUCGACCCAGUUGCACGGAUAUGGCCCCAUGAACAUGAACAUGGCUGCACAUCACGGAGCAGGGGCCUUCUUUCGGUACAUGAGGCAGCCGAUAAAGCAGGAACUCAUCUGCAAAUGGAUCGAACCAGAACAACUGACGAACCCGAAAAAGUCCUGCAACAAAACUUUCAGCACAAUGCACGAGCUUGUUACACAUCUCACAGUGGAACAUGUCGGGGGGCCAGAACAAUCGAAUCAUAUCUGCUUUUGGGAAGAGUGUCCGAGGGAAGGAAAACCCUUUAAGGCGAAGUACAAACUUGUAAAUCACAUCAGGGUGCACACCGGUGAAAAACCUUUCCCAUGCCCGUUUCCUGGUUGUGGGAAAGUAUUUGCUCGGUCGGAAAACCUCAAGAUACAUAAAAGAACACACACGGGUGAAAAGCCAUUUAAGUGUGAGUUUGAUGGCUGCGACAGACGGUUUGCGAACAGCAGCGAUCGUAAGAAACACAUGCACGUCCACACGUCUGACAAACCCUAUCUCUGCAAAAUGUGCGACAAGUCAUAUACCCAUCCCAGCUCCCUCCGAAAACACAUGAAGGUUCACGAGUCAUCAACACAAGGAUCACAACCAUCACCAGCGGCCAGCUCAGGGUACGAGUCAUCGACGCCACCAACAAUCGUAUCUCCGUCUACAGAAAACCAGAACAGCAGCUCCAUAUCCCCAGCAUCUUCAACUGUGCAUCACACGACAAGUCACAGCGCGCUGUCGUCAAAUUUUAAUGAAUGGUACGUGUAAAAUAUUUUUAAAAAGACUGCAGAAAUAGGACUGCUUGAAAUCAAAGACUAAAAGCCAGCCUAUCAGUGUGGACCGAAAGAAAAAAAAAUCAAGGAAGCCAAAAUCUUUGGUAAACGGCGGUAUAUCAAGGAAGUGAAAGCAAUGGUUGGACGAGGUACAUUGCCGACUGAAAAGAUAAAAUGUUUUUUUUAAAGACUGCACACGUCUCAAAUUGCAUGCUAUCUGCGGGGCGCGGUCUGUUUUUGUACAUAAAGAUUUACUAGUUUAAAUAUGUAAUAUUUUAUUUUGUAAAUAGUUAUAUCACAGUUUAAGGGAAUUUGUGAAAAUGUGGUCCCUACAUUUAUGGAAAAUGAAAUGGUUUUAAAGAAUAAUGCGAUGAAUAGUCUUGAUUGAAAAGAGUGUUAUAGUUAAUGUGUACCAAAUGUGAAUUACUCAGUAUUACUACAGUCUACACGUCGACCUAACCGACUAUUAGUAUUAAUGUGCUUUUGUAUACAGUGCAAACAUUUCGUCUCAAGUCCAGUCUAAGUAGCACAGUAAAUUGUUGUUAUUUAAUGUCAUGUCGAUAAAUCGUAUAGUGAAAGCCUGAAACUCCGUGUCAAUCUGUUUAUGUACGAAAUGGUAAGAGAUAAACCUAUUUGUUCAUUACCUUGUUAAUUGCAAGAAAUGAAUAUAUGUAUAUAACUCAAUUUUCCAUAUUUAUCCGCAUGUAAAGGGCCGGUAUCACAUGUUAGAAAUGAUCGGUAUUUAUGGAGAAAUGCGUUCGUAUGUAAAAUUUAGUUUACACAAUUGUUUGGUUACUUUUCGUACAGUAUUAAAGACUUAAAA
Messenger RNA from Conger conger (European conger), 2431 nucleotides. It is a transcript of the gene zic1, whose product is annotated as zic family member 1 (odd-paired homolog, Drosophila). Gene Ontology annotation, molecular function: RNA polymerase II cis-regulatory region sequence-specific DNA binding; DNA-binding transcription factor activity, RNA polymerase II-specific. Gene Ontology annotation, cellular component: nucleus. The coding region runs from base 278 to 1603 and encodes 441 amino acids. The record is from RefSeq and is a predicted model, not a curated record. The transcript is spliced from 3 exons. NCBI's taxonomy places the organism in Eukaryota, Metazoa, Chordata, Actinopteri, Anguilliformes, Congridae. Gene Ontology annotation, biological process: regulation of transcription by RNA polymerase II; central nervous system development.